This is a messenger RNA of Rotaria sp. Silwood1, 510 nucleotides long. NCBI's taxonomy places the organism in Eukaryota, Metazoa, Rotifera, Eurotatoria, Philodinida, Philodinidae. The record is from the annotation of a GenBank genome assembly.
AUGAUAUAUAAUCAUAAAUACAUUGUUCUUGUAGAAAAUGUGAUCCCGUUGUAUAGAUAUGUUGGUGGUAGCACUCAUUUUUAUACAACAAGUGCGGAUGAAAUUGGAACAAUCACGCCUGGGGCUGUUGGUAAACAUGGAUAUGUUUUCGAAGGUGUCGCCUGUAAUAUAUUUGCGACCCCAGAGCCUAACACAAUACCCUUAUAUCGAUAUGCUGCUGGUCUAUAUUCUCAUUUCUACACAACUAAUUGGGCUGAAAUUGGUACUGAUGCUGUUGGUGCAGUUGCUAAUGGCUGGCUGAUGGAAGGAAUAAUUGGAUAUGUCUAUUCAACAAAACAGCCUGGUACAUGCCCUCUCUACCGGUACCUGAACCAUGAUCAUUUUUACACGGUCAACCCAUGUGAAAUUGGCAUUAUCAUCCCGGGAUUGAUUGGUUCAAAUGGUUAUAAAUUAGAAGGCAUUGCUGCUUACGUACUCACGACUUUCAAAUGUGACACCAUUGCAUGUUAA